AUGCACGCUCCAAGGACAAGUCAUCUCACGACAGUAAAUAGAAUUCUAAGGUAUUUGAAGAGCUGUCCAGGACGUGGUAUUUUGAUGAAAAAGAAUGGACGUAGUCAGAUUGUUGGUUAUAGCAAUGCUGAUUGGGCAGGAUGUCCAAUAGAUAGAAAAUCCACUACCGGGUAUUGUAUCUUUGUCGGAGGCAAGUUAGUGACUUGGAAGAGUAAAAAACAAAAUGUUAUUGCUCUAUCAAGUGCUGAAGCUGAAUAUAGAGCUAUGGCAUCUACUACCAGUGAGUUAAUUUGGCUUCAAUCUUUGCUUAAAGACUUUGGGUUUGUUAUUUCUCAGCCCAUGGAAUUAUUCUGUGAUAACGAAGCUGCUAUGCAUAUUGCCUCUAAUCCUGUGUUCCAUGAAAGGACCAAACAUAUUGAAGUUGACUGUCACUUUGUUCGUGAAAAGGUUCAAUCAAAUGUCAUUCAAAAGGUGUUUGUUAGAAGUAAUGAGCAGUUGGCAGACAUUUUUACCAAAGGCUUGUCCUCAUCUCAGUUUCAAGAGUUUCUCUCCAAGCUUGGCUCCAUUAACAUUUUCGCAUCAGCUUGA
Messenger RNA from Prunus armeniaca (apricot), 588 nucleotides. The record is from the annotation of a GenBank genome assembly. Lineage: Eukaryota; Viridiplantae; Streptophyta; Magnoliopsida; Rosales; Rosaceae.